Nycticebus coucang (slow loris) is the source of this 1102-nucleotide messenger RNA. It is a transcript of the gene MGARP, whose product is annotated as mitochondria localized glutamic acid rich protein. The transcript is spliced from 4 exons. Bases 54 to 776 code for a protein of 240 amino acids. Gene Ontology annotation, cellular component: mitochondrion; mitochondrial outer membrane. The record is from RefSeq and is a predicted model, not a curated record. NCBI's taxonomy places the organism in Eukaryota, Metazoa, Chordata, Mammalia, Primates, Lorisidae. Gene Ontology annotation, biological process: anterograde axonal transport.
CCAAGCGUCCAGCUACCCGGGCUGCGGCGCGGCGGACGGUGGACGGCGGCGCCAUGUACCUCCGCAGGGCGGUCUCCAAGACCCUGGCGCUGCCUCUGAGGGCGCCCCCCAGCCCGGCGCCGCUCGGGAAGGACGCAUCUCUUCGCCGGAUGUCAUCUAACAAAUUCCCUGGAUCAUCUGGAUCAAAUACGAUUUAUUAUCUACUUGUAGGUGUCACAGUCAGUGCUGGCGGAUAUUAUACGUACAAGACAAUAACAUCAGAGCAAGCCAAACACAUGGAACAUAUAACAAAUUUGAAAGAAAAAACAAAAGCAGAGUUACAUCCACUUCAAGGUGAUAAAGAACAUAUUGCAGAAGCUGAGAAAGCAAGUCCAGAAGCUCCUGAAGUAUCUGUAGUGGAAGCUGAGGUGAUAGAUGCUGAAGAAAUUCCAGAUGCUACAGUUGCGGCCCUAACAGAGGCUUCAGCCUGUCCAGGUGGUGUGGAGGCUGCUCCAGAGACAGCAGCGAUUGGUGAUGAAACUGCACCAGAGGUUCCAGAGGCCGUCAUGGGUGAAACCACAGAAGUGAGUGCUGGAACAACCCCAGAGGUUAUAGAUCCAACUCUGGGUGAAGCUGUUGCCAUCGAUAAUGACAAAGGUACAACAGAGAACAAAAGCUCUGAUGAAUGUGCUGAACUAGAAGAAGAAAAUUCUCCAACUGAGUCACAACCCUCUGCUGAGGAUGAUUUACUGGCAGAAGCCAGUGUUGAUGCUGAGGCUGUCUCGUCUCAAGGCUAAUCUCAGGCUGGUAGACAAGUCAGCAAAAAAUACCAUAGAGUGUCUGAUAGGUGCUUUUGUGUUUCUAGUAAUCUUAGUUUUUAAAAAGACUUCUGUUUUAGAAAGCUUUAAUAUGCCUUGAAGGUUUUUGGUCUCUACUGAUAGAUUUAAGAUUGAGAGAUUUGAAAUUGUGUAUGUCUUAAUGGUUUUCUAAUCUCUGAGAUCAGAAUAUGAUGUUGCAGUAAAGAGCUUACGUAGUUUCAUCUUUGAAUUUAAAAUUUAAAAGAUAAGAAUUGAGCUAUCUAUAUAACCUGUAUUCAUUUUAAUUUUGCUAUACCUUUACCUUU